Molecule: messenger RNA, 1503 nt
Organism: Dipodomys spectabilis (banner-tailed kangaroo rat)
Lineage: Eukaryota; Metazoa; Chordata; Mammalia; Rodentia; Heteromyidae
Gene: Ctss
Product: cathepsin S
Exons: 8
Coding region: 150-1175 (341 amino acids)
Biological process (GO): immune response
Cellular component (GO): lysosome
Molecular function (GO): cysteine-type endopeptidase activity
Source: RefSeq, a predicted model, not a curated record
GACUAAAUGAAACUGAAAUGAAAGUUCACUUCCUCAUUGUGGAUACCUCAUGUGACAAGUUUUGAUUUCUUUUUAAAGCAACUGAACUAAUGUAUCUCUCCCUCCUGUGACAUCUUUGGAGUGAGCACGCCAACUCACGGAUUUUUACUAUGGAAGCUCCUGCUGGGUCUAUCGUCAGAAUGAAAUGGCUGGUUUGGGUGUCCCUGGUGUGGUCCUUCACAGUGGCCCAUGUCCAUGAAGAUCCCACCCUGGAUCAUCAUUGGCAUCUCUGGAAGAAAACCUAUGGCAAACAAUACAAGGAAAAGAAUGAAGAAGUAGUACGGCGUCUCAUCUGGGAAAAGAAUCUAAGGUUUGUGAUGCUUCACAAUUUGGAACAUUCAAUGGGGAUGCAUUCAUAUGAUCUAGGCAUGAACCAUCUAGGAGACAUGACCAGUGAAGAGGUGGCAUCUUUGAUGAGUUCCCUGAGAGUUCCCAGCCAAUGGCAGAGAAAUGUCACCUAUAAGUCAAACCCUAAUGGGAAAUUGCCUGAUUCUAUGGACUGGAGAGAAAAAGGGUGUGUUACUGAAGUGAAAUACCAGGGUGCCUGUGGUGCUUGCUGGGCUUUCAGUGCUGUGGGAGCACUAGAAGCACAGCUAAAGCUGAAAACAGGAAAGCUGAUAUCUCUCAGUGCACAGAACCUGGUGGAUUGUUCAACUGACAAAUAUCAGAAUAAAGGCUGCGGAGGUGGCUUCAUGACAGAGGCUUUCCAGUACAUCAUUGACAACAAUGGCAUUGAUUCGGAAGCUUCCUAUCCCUACAAAGCCGUGGAUGAAAAAUGCCAUUAUGAUUCAAAAAAUCGAGCUGCUACAUGUUCAAAGUACACAGAGCUACCCUUUGGAAGUGAAGAUGCACUGAAAGAAGCUGUGGCCAAUAAAGGACCUGUUUCUGUUGCCAUAGAUGCGAGUCAUCCUUCAUUCUUUCUCUAUAGAAGCGGUGUCUACGAUGACCCAGAAUGUACUCAGAAUGUGAAUCAUGGUGUGGUAGUGGUUGGCUAUGGUAAUCUUAAUGGGAAAGACUAUUGGCUUGUGAAAAACAGCUGGGGCAUCAGCUUUGGUGAACAAGGAUAUAUUCGAAUGGCAAGAAAUAGUAAAAAUCACUGUGGAAUCGCUAGCUAUUGCUCUUACCCAGAAAUCUAGAGGAUCUCUUCAUUUUACAAGUCAAGAAAAUGAAAUAUCACCUUAAUUUGACCUUCUAUAUUCUGGAGAAAUAAGUAUGUCACAAUCAAUGUAUAUUUACUAUGUUAACUGGAAGAUAUAACUUGCCUCUUCACUUACAUAUCUCUGAGAAAAGCUUGCAAAUUAAGUUAUAAAUUUACUGUAGACAUAACUAUAUGAACUGGUCUUCCUGAGAUAAUCUGUUGUGUCUGUCAGUGUUUUAUUUUACAUUCUGUCAUUUUGAGUCUCCUAUAGCCUUUUGGAACAUGAUGGCCUAAAAAUGUUUAAUAAAUCUGUCAUUUCAAAUUUC